Messenger RNA from Rhincodon typus (whale shark), 2091 nucleotides. RefSeq names its product Tax1 (human T-cell leukemia virus type I) binding protein 1b (gene tax1bp1b). The transcript is spliced from 14 exons. Bases 238 to 2076 code for a protein of 612 amino acids. NCBI's taxonomy places the organism in Eukaryota, Metazoa, Chordata, Chondrichthyes, Orectolobiformes, Rhincodontidae. The record is from RefSeq and is a predicted model, not a curated record.
GUUUAGGUUGGUUGGAGCACUGCUCGUGAUUAUUACACAUUCCUGUGGUCUCAAGUACCAGAAAAUUAUGCAGAAGGAGUUUCAUUUAAUCGUGUCAUAGUUUUCCAAGGUUAUUAUCUUCCAAAUGAUGAUGGAGAAUUUUAUCAGUUUUGCUAUGUAACUAACAAGGGAGAAAUCCGAGGAGCAAGCACACCUUUUCAGUUCCGUGUGCCGUCUCCCACAGAUGAUUUGCUGACCAUGGAAGAUGACACAAACUCUGACAUGCUGGUGGUAACAACAAAAACAAGUUUUCUUGAGCAAAAGAUUGAACUGCUACUGAAAGAAAAGGAGGAGAUGUUGAAAACUAAAUCUGAACUUGAAGAGGAAGUACUCCAAUUAGGUGAGCGAAUGGAAAAGAUUGAAAAAGAAAUCCAUCAUGAAAAAGAAGUCUGUGACCAAAUUAAAAAGGAUUACAAGGAUCUCUUCCAGAGUUCAGAAGCCUUAAAACUUGAGAAAGAAGACAUUGAGAAAAGAUUUAAGGAAGCAGUCGCAAAAAUUGCUCAACUUGAAGAAGAUAUCGUAACUGCAAACCAGAAAGCCAUUGUAAAGGAAACUGAAUUAGACAGCAUAAAGCACAAACUGAGGAGACUCAUUGUUGAAAAAGAGCAACUUGAAUUGCAGUUGAAGAAUGAAAAGGAUGAGAAAGAGCUUUACAAGGUCCAUGCAAAAAAUACAGAAAUUGAAAACACAAAGCUGGUUAUGGAGAUGCAGUCUGUUAAAAAUCUCGAUGCAAAUAAAGAAAACAUGCUGGCACAUUUCAAGGAAGAAGUGGGAAGGCUACAGCAAUGUUUGUCAGAAAAAGAAAAAUUGCAAAAGGAACUGUUAGUUAAUGCUUCUAACAUGGAUGAAGUAUCAGUUCUUCGUGAACGUUUGCGUAGAGCUGAGGAGCACGUACAAGCGAGUGAUCAGAAAAUUGCAUUGAUAGCUCAGGAGCUCGCUGAUGCUUCCAAUACACGUGACAAGACCAUGGGUGAUCUACAUAAUGCACGAAUAAAAAUUGAUUUGCUAAAAGAUGAACUUGCUGAAACUGAAAAGAAAUAUAAGGCAGAGAUGCAAAUGCUAAAAACUGCAUUAUCAAAAAAAGAAAAGGGUUCUUCAGUGGCUGACAAUACAGUGGAACAAGAGCUGCAUAAAGAAGUUGAAGAUUUAAAGCUAAGGUUGCAGAUGGCUGCAGAACAUUACAAAGAAAAAUACAAGGACUGCCAAAAACUGCAAAAGCAAGUUGUUAAAUUGACAGAGCAGUUGGAAGAGAAGAAAAAUGAAACAGUCUUGAAGAAGCAGAAACUAGCUGAUAAUGGGACAAACACUGAAUCGCCUCCAGUGGCAGCAGCUGACUUUUUUCAAGAUUCCUCUUCAGCCGUGCCAACUCCAUUCGACCAUACAUUUGAUCUCUUGGUGCAGACGCAAAUAAGUAAAAUGAACAAAGAAAUAAUGGAAAAAAAUGAGAAGUACAAAAAGUGCAAGCAGAUGUUGGCCGAAGAGAACGAAAGAAGCCAGGCUUUUGCUGAAGAACUGGUUUACAUCCAGCAAAAAUUAAAGCAGCAGUUAAAAAUAAACAGUGACCUUAAACAAGAAGCUGCAGAGGACAUUCAGUAUAAGGUUCUUCUUUCUGAGAAGGAGCAGGAAGUAAAGGAACUUAAAGCAAAAUUGGCAAUUGUUGACAAGGAGAAGGAAAUCCUGGAAGAGCUGAACAAGGAAUUUUCAAGGGAGAUAUGUAGGCAUGAUGAUGAAGAGCAAAGUUCACCAAGUUCAAAGCCUCAGGAUACACAGAUUUUACAAUAUCCAAAUCCAUAUUCUUCGGAUCCUUCUGUUGUACCUGUGAAACAUCCUGGACUAAAGUUUGGAAACCCUUAUGCAGAGCCUGGGAGAGGUGGGGCAGAUGGAGCACCUUAUCCUGAUGAGAUCCGUAGACUGCCUAAAGGGGUUCCCUCAUGGGGAUUGGACAGUACCGUGGUCUGUAGCCAACCUUCUCGCAACUUUGGUAGACCAGAUGGACUUGAAGACCCCAAUGAGCUUAUUAAUGCAAGUGCUAAUUGAUUUUCAUUUGAUCUU